Molecule: messenger RNA, 345 nt
Organism: Gigantopelta aegis
Lineage: Eukaryota; Metazoa; Mollusca; Gastropoda; Neomphalida; Peltospiridae
Product: secreted RxLR effector protein 78-like
Exons: 1
Coding region: 1-345 (114 amino acids)
Source: RefSeq, a predicted model, not a curated record
AUGCGUCAAGAACAAGUUGGAUUUCGGAAAGGAAUGUCUUGCAGAGAUCACAUCUUCACCUUGACACAGAUCCUGGAACAGAGCAAGGAGUGGAACUCAACAGUAUAUGUCAACUUCAUCGACUUUGAAAAAGCCUUUGACAGUAUUCACAGGGAAUCGCUCUGGCGGAUAGUCAGACACUAUGGCAUACCCUCCAAACUUGUUAACAUCAUCCGGCUAUCAUAUACAGAUUUCUGUUCUCAAGUUAUAAAUGGCAACCUUCUUAGUGACCCUUUCAGUAUAAACACUGGGGUAAAACAAGGGUGUAUUCUUUCACCAUUCUUGUUCAUAAUUGGGAUAGACUGA